Molecule: messenger RNA, 294 nt
Organism: Lathyrus sativus (Indian pea)
Lineage: Eukaryota; Viridiplantae; Streptophyta; Magnoliopsida; Fabales; Fabaceae
Source: the annotation of a GenBank genome assembly
AUGACUGAUACUUUGAAAUUUCAGGACUUGACUCCAUGGUGUCCGUUUACCGCAUUUGAAAGGGAUAAAGAAAACCGUAAGCGAAGCCGGAAAAACCGACAAGGUCUUACCUCCCAAGUAAGAAAGGAUCUCAAUAAGGUUAAUCCAAAAGCUGCUGAACCAUUGGCUGAUCUUGAGGAAUAUCCGAAUCUGUUUGAAGACUGGCAAGUUGCACCUGCUGUUGAGUCUAAGGCUGCAGAAACAUUGAAUGUUUACCCUCUGGCAAAGCAGUACAUCAGUCAUGUUGGCAAGUAG